CUGGUCCAAAGUCCGGGUCCAAACGUAUGGAUCCGCCGCUGUAACUAUGUGCUUCCCAAGUCUGCCUCCCUGAUCCRGCUCCUGAUUGGUCGGUGCAGGAGGUGGUGUGUAAUGUAUACACAGGAGGUGGUCAUGGCUCCCUGAUGGGGAGGUGAGCCUGAUGGGAAAGGUAAAAAUAAAUAAAUAAAUAAAUAAAAGAUGGGGGGUGUUUGUAAUGUGGGGUGCUGACAGGACCAGGUCCUGGACCUGGACUAAGCAUGCUCCCUGACACCUCCUCUGUCUGACAGAUGAUGGCUUUAACGAGAAAAUGCAAAUGAAGAGGAGAAUAAAGAGGAGAGACGAGGUGUUUCCUGCUCUGCUGCAGAUCUGAUUAAUACCUGCACACCUGCAGAACCCGAGCCAGAACUGCUGAUCCGGUCCUCAUUUCUUCAGACUGUAACAGCCCCGAUGUGCGGACCCAGUUGGUGGAGCAGCAGCGCUGUCUGGAGCAGCAGACGGAGAUGCGGGUCCAGCUGCUCCAGGACCUGCAGGACUUCUUCAGGAAGAAGUCCGAGAUCGAGACGGAAUACUCCAGRAACCUGGAGAAGCUGGCGGAGCGGUUCAUGGCCAAAACACGCAGCACAAAGGAUCAUCAGCAAUACAAAAAAGACCAGAACCUUCUUUCUCCCGUCAACUGCUGGUACCUGCUGUUGAACCAGGUGAGGAGGGAGAGCAAGGACCACGCCACCCUCAGUGACCUCUACCUGAACAACGUCAUCAGUCGCCUGACGCACAUCAGCGAGGACUCUGCUCGGCUGCUGAAGAGGAGUAAGGAGAUUCUCAUGCAGAUUCAGGAAGACCUCAUGAAGCUUCUGAAUGAACUUUAUACAGUGAUGAAGACGUACCACAUGUACAACGCCGAGAUGAUCAGCGCCGAAGCCAAGCUGCGGGAGGCGGAGCGUCAGGAGGGCCGCGUGAAAGGCGUGAGCGGGUCGGGCGGAGGGGUGGAGCCUGUGUUCGGCCUGCGGAUAGAAGAGCGCCACCAGAGACGCAACGCCGCCCGCAAGAUGGAGAAGAUGAGGGAGAAGAGGAAGGCUAAAUACUCCGAGAACAAACUGAAGACUCUGAAGGCCAGAAACGAGUAUUUAUUGACGAUGGAGGCUACAAAUGCCUCUGUGUUUAAGUACUACAUCCACGAUCUGCCCGACAUCAUCGACUGCUGUGACUUAGGGUACCACUCCAGUCUGAGCCGAGCUCUGAAGACCUACCUAUCAGCCGAACUGAGCCUUGAAGCCUCCAGGAGGGCGGGUCUGGAGGUGCUGGAGGGGGCGGUGGAGAACCUGGACCCCGCCCGCGACCGCCAGCGUCUGCUGGGCCUUUACCCGACUGCCUUCUGCCCGCCACAGCGCUUCAGCUUCCAGGCCCACAUGGGCGACACGGUGACCCAGAUUGCCUCCCAGCCGCAGGUCCAGGCUGAGCUCACCCUCCGCCUCACUCAGCUGCAGACUCGCCUGGCGUCCCUGAAGAUCGAGAACGAAGAGGUGAAGAAGACCUGGGGGGCGACACUGACCACCCUGCAGGACAUGACGGUGCUGGACGACUGCGAYGUGUCCCAGAGCUUCACUCACAGCCCGUCCUCCGAGUCGGUCAAGUCCAGCGUGUCGGAUGGCUACUUGAACAAGCCGAGCCUGGCCAAGAGACGAGCCAACCAGCAGGAGACCGAGCUCUUCUACUUCACUAAGUUCCGCGAGUACCUAGAGGGAAGUAAUCUCAUUUCCAAACUCCAGGCCAAACAUGACAUUUUAAAGAAAGCCUUAGCUGAAGGAUAUAAAGCUGAACUUCUGACUACCAGUCGUGGGCGGAAGAACUCCCACAGCAAGCACCAGGAUUCAACUAAAGCCAUACCUCUGCUCGUGGAGAGCUGCAUCCGCUACAUCAACCUCCACGGUUUGCAGCAUCAGGGGAUAUUCCGGGUGUCAGGGUCACAAGUCGAGAUCAACGACAUCAAGAACUCCUUUGAGAGAGGUAACGACCCGCUGAUUGACGAGGAAAACAACCACGACAUCAACUCUGUGGCCGGAGUGCUGAAGCUGUACUUCAGGGGUUUGGAGAACCCUCUGUUCCCCAAGGACAGGUUCAAUGACCUCAUCUCCUGCGUCCGGAUUGAAAACAUGUACGAGAGAGCGCAGUGCAUCCGUAAGAUCCUGCUGGGCGUCCCGAGGGCGACCCUGGUGGUGACGCGCUACCUGUUCGCCUUCCUCAACCAUUUGUCUCAGUACAGCGACGAGAACAUGAUGGACGCCGGGAACCUGGCCAUCGUGUUCGGCCCCACCCUCCUGCCGACGCCGGACGCUCUGGAUCAGGUGGCCUGUCAGGCCCACGUCAACGAGGUGAUAAAGACCGUCAUCCUGAACCACGACAACAUCUUCCCGGACACCAAGGAGCUCCCCGGCCCCGUUUAUGAGAAGUGCAUGACGGGCGACCAGUACUGCGAGAGUCCGUUCAGCGAACCGGGAGCCCUGGAGGAGGCCGAGCCCGACGCCGGCACCGAGACCCAGACCAGCGACGAGGAUGGCGAGGGCGUGGAGGCGGUGGCCCGGUUCGACUACGUGGGUCGAUCGGGCCGCGAGCUGUCCUUUAAGAAGGGCGCGUCGCUGCAGCUGUUCCAGCGCGCGUCACAUGACUGGUGGGAGGGCCGGCACAACGGGAGCCACGGCCUGGUGCCUCAUCAGUACAUCGUGGUGAAGGACAGGCGAGUUCACAGUCCCAAAUGGACCGACGCCAUGUCGGACACGCUCAGUCAGAAGGCCGACAGCGACGGCGGGAGCAGCAGCACCGAAGACAAGCGGUCCAGAAGCGAGCUGAGCUCCCCGACCGACAUACGGCCUCCGGAGAACUUCAACAGUCAMCGGAGGAAGCGGACCGACGGUCUCUUCCGCCGCCCUCUCUGCCGCUCCAACGACAACCACGGCAACGGGGGGAUGAUGGAGCGAAGCUCUCCGCCGGUGACGGGUCACUUCAGUCCCAGAGAUCUGCUGCUGGGGCGGAGCCAGGGCAUGACCCCGCCCCUCGACAGCCCGGAACGCCGCCGCCGCUCUGCUGCGGUCACCAUGACGGUGAGCCGUCAUGAAUCCCUUCGGAGGCCGGAGGACACGCCCAUUCGACGCUCGAGCAGCGGGCAGCAUGUAUUUGGCGACGCUCUUCGRUCCAGAACGAUGGACGCAGACUCCCUGACUCAGGACAUCGAGGAGACGGUGACGGUGGCUCUGGGGGAGCUCAGGCAGCUGGAGCGUCAGGGCUGCCGGCCGGCCCCCGACGUGGUCCUGGACACCCUGGAACAGGUGAAGAAUGGCCCCGCCACGGCCUGCUCCUCCGAGUCCCCCAGCCCCCACAGCACGCCCAGCACUCCGGGGACACCCGGGACCCCMGGAACACCUGGGACUCCUGGAACUCCCUGCACACCCGGAACCCCGAGCCCCCUCAGUCCUCUGAGUCCGAUCAGUCCCCUUCCAGGACCCCCACCCGGACCCCCCAGACCGGCCAACCCUUCCCCUGAUGCCCUGGGCUCCUUCAAGCCUGUGGCAGCUGCUCGCAUCGGGGCCCCGCUGCGACCACCGGCCCUGAGGCCCAAACCCGUGGUGCCGCCCAAGAGCAGCACCCCCCCUCUGCCCCCGCCGCUGGACAAAUCCUGCACCAUGUGAGCCAAACCGAGCCGAAAAACAGGCCGAAUCAGGCCUACCCAGGCCAAAACUGGGCCAGAAGAGGAGAUCAGGGUACCGCUUAAUGAUUCUAAUCAACUGGAAGGUAGAAAAGGGUAGAAGAGAGGAAAAAAGGCUUUUAAUGUAGUAAUAAAUUAUAAUCUAUGACAUGA
Molecule: messenger RNA, 3850 nt
Organism: Austrofundulus limnaeus
Lineage: Eukaryota; Metazoa; Chordata; Actinopteri; Cyprinodontiformes; Rivulidae
Product: SLIT-ROBO Rho GTPase-activating protein 1
Exons: 23
Coding region: 501-3680 (1059 amino acids)
Biological process (GO): signal transduction
Molecular function (GO): protein binding
Source: RefSeq, a predicted model, not a curated record